UUACAUGGUUUUGUUUUGUUAGUAUGUGUGCCACCAUGUAAAUUCUGUGGUUUGUUUGAUGGAGUUAAUCUUUUCUUCGCCCGCAGGCUUUUGGACUUGGCUGGCUAUGGAGUAGCUGUAGCCGUUUCCAAAGAAUUUAAGGGUUCAUUUCGUGGUCUCACAUAUAAAUCUCCAUUGCUUGAUCUUAUGAUCAAAAGUGGGAGAAAUGGCAAAAACAAUGGGAAAGGAUACUACUUUUAUGAAAAGGGUAGCAAGCCAAAACCCGAUCUUUCAAUAUUACCAAUUGUUGAAGAGUCGAGAAGACUUGCCAAUAUUAUGCCUGGUGGAAAGCCUAUAUUUAUUACUGACCAAGAGAUUGUAGAGAUGAUACUAUUUCUAAUAGUGAACGAGGCAUGCCGUGUUUUAGAUGAAGGAAUGGUUAUUCAAGCAUCAGACCUCGACAUUGCUUGUGGUCUUGGGAUGAGCUUCCCUAGUUACAGGUGGGUUUAUCCUUUCUUUUUUCUUUCUUCGUCUAAAAUAUUGAAGGGCUAA
Arachis ipaensis is the source of this 531-nucleotide messenger RNA. NCBI's taxonomy places the organism in Eukaryota, Viridiplantae, Streptophyta, Magnoliopsida, Fabales, Fabaceae. The record is from RefSeq and is a predicted model, not a curated record.